GUCCAAGUUUUCUGGUUUGUAGGAAAAGUGAAAGUCAAUAAUUAUUGCGAAAUCGCGCGUGUGAUCGAACAUAUGUAUAUAUAGCAUAAUAGACUAAUUCUAUAUGUAAAUGUGUGUAUUGUUCUUUUUUUUUAUUUUUGUAUUGGUUCAACUUGAAAAGAACUGAUUGGUAGGCAAGAGGCAGCUGGCAGCUCUUUGUACUAAAAGAAAAGUCGCAUUAAAGCACAGAUAAACGAUUGCCAGAAAGAAAAAGUAAACAACAAAACGACUGCAAUAAAUCGAGUGCAUUUGGCAUCGGAUUGGUUCGUUUCUUUGUUCUCGAUCUGAAGACAAAGCAGAAGAAAGCCGCACAAGAAUGGGUAAUACCGAGUCUACGCCGAAUACGAAUGAUUCGGAGACAACGAAGGCGGAUGACGAGCCUCGCUGGAAUGAGAUCGAGCAUGAAAAUUUGUUAUUGGAACAACUUCCGGCUGAAACAACGCCUCUUUCAUCAGACAGCUCUUCAAAGCUGAAGACACCAACAAUCAUGUCAGCAGAGCAGCAGAAAGAAGCAGAGCCCGAUUUAAGCCUGCAGGAGUUCAAGGAGCAGUUGGUCAACAAACGUUUGGCAAGACAAACUGCAGUGCAGGAUAUGCGAGAAGAGCUAGAAAGUCUACGCAAACAAUUGGCCACAGAGCAGGCGGAGAAUCGUAGACUACGUCAAGGAGCUAAAGAUGAUCCCGAGCUUUCCAAGGGGGAAGAGGAGCCUCAAGCAGAGCUAACACCUAUCAAGGAAGUGGAUGAGGAUGAUGAGAAUCCCAGCAGUCGCAGCCGUCAUGCCAACAUUGAGUUGGCCAAUGCUCAGUUGGCCCUGCAAUUGGCCAAUGCUGAGAAUCUAUCGCUGCGUGGAGAACUGGAUGUGGUGCAACGUCAGGUGGGAACACUGAAGGAGGUAAUUUGCUGUUGCAAGCAAAUGUUGAACGUCAAGGAGGAGCAAUGUGCACAGCUCAAGAUGAAACUGACGGAAAUUGAGAACUCCUUCAGCGAGCGCGAAAUGAAAAUCAUGUCCAAUAAUCUGCGCCAGGAAUACGAACGUCAAUUGGUCAAUAUACGACAACUGCGACAGCUCUACGAGGAACGUCAAAGAGUUGCCGCCGCGGAGUAUGAGAAUCUGCAGCGUUUAAUCUCCAUCAAAAAGGAUGAACUAAUCGCCGAGCAGGAGAAAACGAAGAGUUUUGAAGAACGCAAUCAACUGUUAAACAAGGAGCUGGAAACGGCCAAUGAGGAGUUGGCCAAGUUAAGAGAGGAGUGUGGAGAGCACAAGUUCGAGAAGCGCAUACUCAAGGAACAAGUUGGAGCUGUUAAUCUGCUUUUUAGUCAGUUGGUGAUGGGUUUCCAUGGAGAGCACAAUAUGAACAUAGAUCGCUUGACACAAAUGCUGGAGGAGAAUCGCGAUCUGUUGAAUGAGAUGAUGCAGGCGGAGGGAAGUUGCAGUGAAGGCGCCACAUUGCCCAAAUUGCUCUUUGAGCUGGUGGAACAGGCGGCCAAAUCGGGACAAAAAUCGGACGAAAGCGACAAAAGCCGCAGUGCAACGCCAACGCCAACGGCAACGGCAACGGCAAUGUCAGGACAAGAUGAGGUCAUGGUUUCAGCUACAGCAUCAGCAUCAGCUUCAGCUUCUGGCGAGGACAACACCGACAGUGUGAAGCCAGAGCCAAGUGCCAGGAAGUUGCAUAGAAAACGCUGUGGAGGAGUAGGAGGAGCAACUACUGCGGCUUCGUUAAAAUGCCAUGAGCCUGAAAUUAUGGGAAAAGUUGCAACGGCACAAGAAAUCAUUGGCAACUUGCCAAAAGUUUGGAAAGUGUUGAUGGAGCUCUUGAGUCACCACAAAAUUGAACGCGUGCAGUUUGAAGAGAUGCCGCCAGCUGACGACGAUGCCAACAGCAAUGUGGCAGCCAAAACAGGAGCUGCAACAGCAGCAGCAGCAGCAGCAGCAGCAGGAACUGCAGCUAAAGCUCCAGAGUUAAGUGUCAGCAAGACCUACAUCAAGCUGAAGGAUUUGAUAAUGGAGAAAAAGUCGCUGGUGAAGGAAACGAAUCGCUUGAAGACGCUCAACUGUCACCUGGACAACAGACUCAACGAGCAGGAGAAGCGACUGAGCGUCGUGAGCUUGGAGCUGACAAAGACCUGGCAUCUGGUGGGAAAGAUGCAACGCCAACAUCGACAGCUGCACACACAGGAGCAGAUACUAAGAUAUCAAUUGCAGCAGAAGCGUCGCCUGCUCAGCGAGCUGAAGGAUGAGCUCGAGUACUGCCGAAGGAAGUGGGCAUUGGCGCGGGCCAAGAACGAUGAGAGCCAGGAGUUGUGCAAUGACUGGAGGCGGGAGUUUGCGAGAAGGAAGCUGGAGGAUGCCAAUCAUUCGGCGGAAAGUGGUUACAGUGAUUCCGGACCACAGUCGGAUGAGGAUAUGGCGGCAGUUGCUGCUGUAGCUGGAGAUAUUGAUGCAGCUGCAGCUGGCGUGGAAGUCUCCGUCUGCUCCUCCACCUCCUCCUCUUCCGCUUCGGCGCAUUGUCGGCGCAAGCACUUGAGGGAUCAAUUUGAGCAUACACGCAAAAUUAAACGCAUGCAGAGCACAUCGCCAGGACGUCAGGCAGCUGCAGCUGCAGCGGCUGCAUCAGGGCAGGAGGAGGAGAGCGAGGAGAUUGUGCUACGCUGGAACAGCGCUCCGCCAACUUGUGGCUGGCGUGAUGAACCAGAAGAUACAGAGGAGCCGGAGGAACCGGAGGAACCGGAAGAACCCAAUGAUACCGACGAGGAUGUGGCUACUUCCUCACGUGGUGCAGUUCCCAAGUCAACGCACAGCUCACGCAGCCGGCAACGUGGCAAGAAUGAAGUCAGCUCAUCUUCUCCUGGCGCUGCAACAGAUCGCAUUCAAAAGCUGGAGGAACAGUGCAAAUCUCUCAUUCAACAGGUGCUGGAAACAUCCGGAAAUCGUGAACGUCUCGAGAUUCAACUGUGUCGCUUUCAGGACGAGAUUUCGCCAGCUCAACAUGCUGUGCCCUUGGAUGAGUUCAUCAAUCGCAAGCGACUGGAACGCAUGACCAGGGCCAGUUCCGCUCCAGCCACAGGCAGUCUUACUCCCCGCGAGGAGGAGUACACCAGAAAGCGGUCGGAGCGACUAGGACGCCUGGAGGAGGAGUCCCGACAGCUGCUCUCGCGCAUUAAGCGCACUGCAGAUCGUGGGCAUUAUUUGAAAAAGUCCUUGGAUCGCAUAAGACGUGCACCAAGUCGUGAGGGUAGCUUUGAGAGCAACACCGAGGAGGAGCCCAAAGAGGAAGCUCCCAAGGAGCAAGCUCCCACAACUGCCUCGCCAUUGACUCUAGAGGAAGAAGCCUACACAAGUCGACGGGCAGCGCGUCUUCAGCGUCUGGAACAGGAGAGUCAACAACUGUUGUCUCAGCUCUCCAGGAACUCGGAACGUGGUGAUAGUUUGGUAAACAGACUAGACACACUGCAUGAACAGUCCCAGCUCAGGGAGGCAACUCCCACUGUCUCCAGCAUCUCUUUGACAGUCGAACAACGUUUGGAGGAUAUUGAGAGAGUCUCGGCUAAUCGUGCCGAGCGUUUGCGUCGCCUGGAGGAGCAGGGAAAUGAACUUAUUGCCAGGUUAAGCAACACUUCGGAGCGUGGAACCGCCAUGAUUAAUCGUAUUGCGGAGCGGGAAGCGAACAGGCGACAGGAGGCGCUACUUUUGGAGCAAACGGAAGAAGAAGCUACAAGCUGUUUGGAGAACAACAACAUUGCCAGCAGUUGCAUUGUGGAGGAGGAAUCUCAAGAAGCUGCCUGCUGUGUCACUGUGACCACAACCGCCAGUCAAUUGGCCAUUCAACAGUCCACGGGAGCCAUACCCAAGACCUCCAGUCAAAGUCAGAUAAAGGCCAAGCCAUUGACCCAGCUCUGUGCGACACUGCGUCAUGAUGGUGCCACCAAGAAGCGCUCUACCACGGAACAGGAAAAGGACAUGAACGUGCCUGCAAUGGAGGAAGAGUCGUUGGAGAGUAUGGUGCAACGACUGAGGGCGAUACCCUAUCCAGAAGAGCUAAUGAGCGGCAAGUCAAGUGGAGAGCAGCAGGAGGAACCUAAGAAGGAAGGACUAAGGGAGAAGGAACUAAACGAAAAGGAAGCUAAAGAGGGGGAAGUUAAAGUAGAGAUAUCUAAAGAGGACGAGCUAAUGGAAAAAGAACCCAAGCACGAAAAACCUAAGGUGGAAGAACCUAAGAGGAAAGAGCCAAACGAGGAAGAAUCUGAGGUGAAACAAUGUGAGGAGGGAGCUAAACAAGAUGGACCUCAAGAGAAGGAACCAAUUGAAGGGGUAGUUAAGGAAAAGGAUCUCAAGGAAGAAGUGCCCAAACAGGAGGAACCCAAACAGGAAGAACCCAAGCAGGAAGAACCUUAGGAAGAGUUAUCUAAGGAUCAAGAACAAAUAAAGUAGGGAGAUAAGGAAAAAGGACCUCAGGUAAUGGGACCAAAAUUAGAAGCAGCUAAAGAUAAGGAUGUUAAGAAAAAGGGGACCCAAAGAGAAUACCAAUAAGAAGAAGGAGCUCAAGGCGGAAGAAAAAGAUAGGAACAAUCAAGGAAGAGAUGCUUAGAAAAGAGGUGCUUAACGAGAAAGAACC
Drosophila innubila is the source of this 4655-nucleotide messenger RNA. RefSeq names its product nuclear mitotic apparatus protein 1. The transcript has 6 exons. The coding region runs from base 356 to 4435 and encodes 1359 amino acids. The record is from RefSeq and is a predicted model, not a curated record. NCBI's taxonomy places the organism in Eukaryota, Metazoa, Arthropoda, Insecta, Diptera, Drosophilidae.